UCCUGGAAAAAGACCCGAACAGGAAGAGGCGCUGAAAAAGUGACACGUGGACUUGAGUUUAUUGCAAAAAGAGGAGAGACGGAGGGGGAGAAAAAAAACCCUCCCUUCCGAGCCUAAAUUACUGCAAAGGCAGUUUGAUCACUUCGCCCCGGGAGCUGUCAAGGCGGAGAAUUGGUUUACCAAGGGUGUGCGCGCGUGUUAGUUUUGCGCGUCCGGCUCCCUCUUUAAAACAAACAAACAAACCAAUGAGCCAGUAUCCAAGAGGAACCAGCGAAGCAUCCAGGGGAGGGUGGAAACUCUCAUCCAGUUUGCUUCCCCUUGUCUCUCCGUUUCCCCAGACUUUUCCCCCUCCGCUUCUACUCACUGGAGUCUUAUCAUCAGUCUCAGUCCCUUGUAGAUUUAGGUAGCAGCCUCCAAACAGCUUUGCGUUGCCCUUCCUUGGGUUUUUAUUUUUUUGUAAAAGUGUGAAGUUGAAUGGCCUUGGGUAUCAGCACCAAUGGGGCGCAGCUGUAUGGGGCCGAUCUGCUGUCCUUCCACCAUCACAAGCACCCACAGUUCCUGCCACCGGCAAGAGGUAUCCAGAACCUGCAGGAGGGGAGCAUGAAAAAAGAUGGAACUGCUGAUUCUUUCUGGUCCAGGGCUGAAUCUCGAAUAUGGACCUUGAUGCUGCUGCUCGGGACCUGCUUGCUCUACUGCACAAGAGUCACGAUGCCCAUCUGUGUCGUUGCCAUGAGCGCUCGCUUUGACUGGGACAAGAAACAGUCCGGCAUCGUGCUGAGCAGCUUUUUCUGGGGCUACUGCUUAACUCAGAUCGUUGGAGGCCACCUGAGCGAUCGGAUAGGAGGAGAGAAAGUUCUCCUUCUCUCUGCCUCAGCCUGGGGGUCUAUCAGUGCCCUCACCCCUCUGCUCAUCUAUGUUGGCUCUGCUCACCUUGCCCUGAUGACUUUUUCUCGGUUCCUCAUGGGGCUGUUGCAAGGGGUUUACUUUCCUGCUUUGGCCAGCCUUUUUUCCCGGAAGGUGCGGGAGAAUGAAAGGGCCUUCACGUACAGCACUGUUGGUACUGGAUCUCAGUUUGGGACGCUGGUCAUGGGAGCAGCAGGAUCGCUUCUCCUGGACUGGUACGGAUGGCAAAGCGUCUUCUACUUCUCUGGCGUGUUAACCUUGCUGUGGGUGUACUGCAUGUGCAAAUAUCUCCUGAACGAACAAGAAAUCAUAAUCCCAUUAGAAGAUUUAGCCAAAGGCCUCUCCUUAUCCAAACAGACCAAAGUGCCUUGGAAACAAAUAUUUAAAAGGCCUCCAGUCUGGGCAGUGAUUGUCGCCCAGCUGUGUGCGGCAAGCACUUUCUUCACCCUCCUCUCCUGGCUCCCGACAUUUUUCACAGAAACAUUUCCAGACUCAAAGGGAUGGAUCUUUAAUGUAGUUCCGUGGCUUGUGGCGAUUCCAACCAGCUUGUUCAGUGGAUUUCUUUCUGACCAAUGCAUCAGUCAAGGGUAUAAACCAAUUACUGUUCGCAAGGUUAUGCAGGUUGUCGGUUCAGGUGUCUCCAGUCUUUUCGCUUUGGGCAUAGGUUACACCUCCAGCUUUUGCCGAGCCGUCGUGUUUGCAUCUGCCUGUAUCGGAUUUCAGACCUUCAACCACAGUGGCAUCUCAGUCAACGUACAGGAUCUGGCCCCAUCAUGUGCUGGAUUAUUGUUUGGUGUGGCAAAUACUGGUGGAGCUUUAUUAGGUGUCGUUUGUGUGUACUUAGCCGGACAUUUGAUUGAAAGUACUGGUUCAUGGGCGUCCGUUUUUAAUCUCGUAGCUGUGGUGAACGCCUUCGGACUUUGUGCGUUUCUGAUUUUUGGCAAAGCCCACAGGGUGGACCUGGAUACUGCGUGUGUCGAUCUAUAAAGCCUCCUCCGGGACUGGAUUAGGUCAAUGGCAGGAAGGUGGUGGAAUCAAAAAUGCCAAAACACGGAAUUUAAGCUGAAGAUCAGAUUUGAUUGGCUGUGCAGCAAAGAGGACCCGCACACUAAACAAAUCAGCUCACGGCUUAUCCGGUGCCCUACCUGACCUUUUAAACUGUAUCGGUGGUGCUUUUUGUUCCGUUUUGCUCCUGAAGUGCAAGAUGUUAAUGUGGACCGGGUACUUUUGCUGGAGGGUGACUGUCGUUCCUUUCCCCUCAGGAAUUAUGUUGUUUAAAUUUCAGCCAACUUUCCCACGCCCCGCUCCACAAAACAGCAACCCUAUCUUAUUAAUUGAUACUGAAUUUCACAGCAAGAUCAGCACAGAAACUUGAAUCGUGAACUAUCCAUAUUAAAAAAAAGAGGAGUCUUUAUUAUUUGUAGCCUCCAUAGAGGUUAUCCAGAUCAUGGCUUGAUAAUUUAUGGACAUGGUAGGGUUUCUGCAUUCAGCACUGGAGGAAGCUAUGCUUGCAAAUCAAGACUGACCCCCUCCAAGGUUAACCCUGUUGGACCUGGAGAAAAGGCUGUUUGUCCACACAAAUCGGUUGUUUGUCUGUCCGGAGUCUGCUUCCACCCUGGUGUGAGAUUUCCCUGCUCUUCACCUCCCACAGCUCAGCUUUGCCAAGACUUAUCAACAGGCCCCAAACCUUGCAUCUUGGUAUUCAUCCGUGGUCCUUAAGCCCUCCGUGAUUGAAGCUGGGUUGGGUUUUCUCAGUUGUAACUCUCAGACUUCCAGAUGAUGGCUGUUUGUCUGUCAAUCUCUAUGUAUCUUUGUUUCUCCCUCCCUCUCCCUCCCUCCAUGUAUGUUUGUCUGUGCACAUGCCAAAUACCUGCUCAGUUGUAAAGCCUGGAACAAUUGUUGUUGGGUCUACAGCUUCCAGAAUUUCCCAACUAGCAUGACUAGAUGGAUUCGGGGUGUUCUGGGUGCUGCUAACUUGUUCUUAUGUUUAUCUUCUACAAGAGUAGAAGAGUUCUACAAGUUCUUAUGUUUAUCUUCUACUCAAGGAAGUAUUUCAAUUAUAGGAAAGUUUAUUUUUUCUCCAGCAAUCAAGGUGCAAAAUGUUUAUGUUGAAGGAAGAAUUCCAUCAGAAAACUCUUCCCCCAGAGCUAGCAUGUAGAGUGGCCAACCACCCAGUAUUUUAACUCCUUUGACUUAAACAGCGUUGUACUCUUGGAAAAUUAAGAUACAGAUCUGAUACAGUUCUGUAAAUACUGGACUCUGCAAGAUUCCGUGUAUAACGUGCCUGGGUUGUCCUUGAAUUACCAAAUCUCACUAGCUUGUUGUGGUUCCUUCCUCUAACCCUGAGAGUGUGGUUUUGUAACUUGAAGUGCUGCAUGGAAUUGGCUAGUUCCCAUGCUGUCACUAGAAAAGGUUUCUCACUCCUAAUCCAGCACAAUGUCAUGUUUGCAUACUAUUAAUUCUCUGUGUGUACAUGUGCACACUCAUGUGCAUACAUUUUAUUUUAUUUUAUUGUUCUUUGGAGACUGUGCUCUGCUGCUGUUAAGACAUGAAGCACAAGAGUUGUGGUUCUUUAAAAAGUCAAUAAAGAGAGGAAAUGGCAAUGCUA
This is a messenger RNA of Pogona vitticeps (central bearded dragon), 3511 nucleotides long. RefSeq names its product solute carrier family 17 member 9 (gene SLC17A9). Gene Ontology annotation, molecular function: transmembrane transporter activity. The record is from RefSeq and is a predicted model, not a curated record. Gene Ontology annotation, biological process: ATP transport; transmembrane transport. Lineage: Eukaryota; Metazoa; Chordata; Lepidosauria; Squamata; Agamidae.